Corticium candelabrum is the source of this 2434-nucleotide messenger RNA. RefSeq names its product receptor tyrosine-protein kinase erbB-4-like. NCBI's taxonomy places the organism in Eukaryota, Metazoa, Porifera, Homoscleromorpha, Homosclerophorida, Plakinidae. Gene Ontology annotation, molecular function: protein serine/threonine kinase activity; protein binding; ATP binding. The transcript is spliced from 2 exons. The coding region runs from base 1 to 2295 and encodes 764 amino acids. Gene Ontology annotation, biological process: protein phosphorylation. The record is from RefSeq and is a predicted model, not a curated record.
AUGGUCGUGUACGGAGGAAUAGGACCAACGACAAAAAGGUUGAAAUCAUUUCUAGAUUCAUUUUUACCGCAAAAUGAAACUUGGGGAUAUUAUAAUGACGCAAGAAUGUGGAUAAAAUACACGACAAACGCAGAGCCACCAGGUCGAAUUCUCCACUCAGCUGCGGCUACCAGUUACAACACAAUGGUGAUUUAUGGAGGAUAUGUCGUUGAGAACAUGCUAGGAGAACUAAAAAUGAGAUGUUUCUACGAUCUUUGGAUGUUUACCGUUAGUCCGAUGAAUACUAACGCUUUCAAUAUUUCAGCUCAGACAACCGACUCUCACUGGCGUCUAAUAAGUUCGUCCGGUCCUAAUAGCACAUCUUACAUGGCCUCUCUUGUAACCGUCGACAGCAAUCUGUACCUGUACGGUGGAUCGGAAACUAUUAUUCAAUUUCACAAAUUUUUUAAGGAGAGACAUUCUGUUGUUUCUCUGUUGAGCACAUGCUCAAAUAAUCUAUGGACGUACAAUUUGUCUUGCGGCAUCGAAUGUACGUGGACAAAUGUUUCUUACGGCAAUGUGGGCCCGGGACGUCGUUGCCUUCAUGAAGCUUUUGUUUUUGGAAAACACAUGUUAGUGACAGGAGGAUGUUUCGAUCAUUUCGAAUUAAAGCUGAAUCUUGAAACUCUUCUUCCACAAUACGAAUGUCCCAUAGACGUAGAUACUUCUGGUGUGUGGCUAUACAAACCUUCGACUAGCACUUGGUUUCGACUGACGUCUCAAUCAAUAUCUAGCAGUGCUAUAAUCGGAACUUCUAGUCUUUUAUGGAAUGACUUGUUAUUGUCGUUUGGUGGGCUGCCGCACGAAUUUCUGGCUGUCGGACAACAACCUGGUGACUGGCCGGGAAUUUUCUUUUACAGGCCAGCAUGUCCAGCCGGUACUACAACGAAUGAUCUAAGAACUUACUUGUGCACUGAUUGUCCUUUGAGCCAUUACGCUACCUCGUCUAAUUCGACGUGUUCCAAAUGUCCUAAUAAAUUGACGACACCGUUUACACGAUCAACGAGUCGAAGCAACUGCAGUCAAUGUUCUCCUAAUUAUUGUCAUUACGGAACGUGUACGGUCGCAUUGCAAGGACCCACUCCCUCUUGUACUUGCCAGUUUGGAUUUACAAUAGACAACGAGGGACUGUGCACUGUACCAGCCUACUAUAUUGCGGCAAUCGGGUUUUUAAUCGGAAUAUUGCUUAUCAUGCUUGUCGUUGUUUUGAUAGCAAAAUCUAGAAAAGCUAACAAACAGCAUAAUUCCGAGUUAAGAUUAAGAGACAGCGAAAUAAAUUGGCGACAAAGGAUAGUAACACAUCAGAGUAAUGAGAUUGCUCAACUUAACAAUACUUGGACUAUUGAUUCUAGAGAAGUAAAAUUACGAAAAAGAAUUGACAAAGACUUUCCGGGUGUCUACGGUGAGGUAUACGAGGCAGAAUACAGAGAAAUAGUUGUAGCCGUCAAAAAGCUACAAGGAGAACAUCUACCAAUCAAUCGCAUCUUCUUGGAGUUUGAACGUGAGAUAGAAGUGAUGAAAACAAUUAGGCAUCCCAAUAUCGUCUGGUUUCUUGGAGCAGGUCGUCACCACGACGACGAUUGUCCUUUUCUUGUGGUAGAGUACAUGCCUCGCGGAUCACUGACGAAAAUAUUGAGCAAUCAAGAAAUCGUUUUAGAGGACAACGUAAAAUUGAGAUUUGCUAUAGACGCCGCGAAAGGAAUGAGGUUCCUGCACAGCAGGCGUCCACCUCGAAUCCAUCGUGAUCUAAAAAGUGCUAAUCUCUUGGUGAGCACCCAGUGGGUCGUAAAAGUGGCAGAUUUUGGAACAGCUCGACUUGUAUGUGAUGAAGGAAUUCGUCAACAAGCUGUGAGAGGAGAAGGAUUUCUCGAUCUAACAGCUCCUCUUCUUCAUGCCGAAUAUCACCUAUCAUCUGGUGUUGGAACGCCGCUUUGGUGUGCUCCAGAGACAUGGCGAGGAAACGGAUAUGGAACACCAGCUGAUGUUUACAGCUUUGGUAUCGUGAUGUGGGAGAUUUGGUCACGAAAACUUCCAUAUUUCGAUUACAAUUGUGAGCACUUGAGGAGAGCCAUUAUGAAUGGAGCAAGACCGACUGUUCCAGAAGAUGAUACAAACGACUAUAUGCAAUUGAUGAAAGCUUGUUGGUCAGACAACGCUCACUGCAGACCCACAUUCAAAGAGGUAGUACUCGGCCUUGAAGAAAUGAGUGAGAAAAGCAUAUCCAUCGAAAGUCGUCACCACGAAACUGAGCUAUAACGUCGUACUUUAUCAGGAUGCAAUACAUGGAUGACUAGACAGCGCAAUAAAUACGUUUGCCAAGAAAAUAGCGUUUGCACAGCUUGCAAACGUACAUACCUGUUGAUUGAUACUAGCUAUAGAUCAUUUGCGUUACUAU